AUGGUGCAUGGCAGAAACCAUGGCAAGAAACCAUGGCAAGAAAAUUAUGCCAGAAAACCAUGGCAAGAAACCAUGGCUGGAAAUCAUGGCAGAAAACCAUGGCAAGAAACCAUAGCUGGAAAUUAUGCCAGAAAACCAUGGCAAGAAACCAUGGUGCAUGGCAGAAACCAUGGCAAGAAACCAUGGCAAGAAAAUUAUGCCAGAAAACCAUGGCAAGAAACCAUGGCUGGAAAUCAUGGCAGAAAACCAUGGCAAGAAACCAUAGCUGGAAAUUAUGCCAGAAAACCAUGGCAAGAAACCAUGGUGCAUGGCAGAAACCAUGGCAAGAAACCAUGGCAAGAAAAUUAUGCCAGAAAACCAUGGCAAGAAACCAUGGCUGGAAAUCAUGGCAGAAAACCAUGGCAAGAAACCAUAGCUGGAAAUUAUGCCAGAAAACCAUGGCAAGAAACCAUGGUGCAUGGCAGAAACCAUGGCAAGAAACCAUGGCAAGAAAAUUAUGCCAGAAAACCAUGGCAAGAAACCAUGGCUGGAAAUCAUGGCAGAAAACCAUGGCAAGAAACCAUAGCUGGAAAUUAUGCCAGAAAACCAUGGCAAGAAACCAUGGUGCAUGGCAGAAACCAUGGCAAGAAACCAUGGCAAGAAAAUUAUGCCAGAAAACCAUGGCAAGAAACCAUGGCUGGAAAUCAUGGCAGAAAACCAUGGCAAGAAACCAUAGCUGGAAAUUAUGCCAGAAAACCAUGGCAAGAAACCAUGGCUGGAAAUCAUGGCAAGAAACCAUGGCAAGAAAAUUAUGCCAGAAAACCAUGGCAAGAAACCAUGGCUGGAAAUCAUGGCAGGAAACCAUGGCAAGAAAACAUGGCAAGAAAAUUAUGGCAGGAAAUCAUGGCAGGAAACCUUGCCAGGAAACUAUGUCAAGAAGCCAAGGCAAGAAGCCAUGGCAGGAAGCCAUGGCAAGAAACCACUGGAAAAAACCAUGGCAGGAAAUCAUGGCAGGGAACCAUGCCAAGAAACCAAGGCAAAAAAUCUUUUCAAGAAGCCAUGGCAGAAAACUGUGCCAAGAAACCAAG
Messenger RNA from Paramuricea clavata, 1067 nucleotides. Lineage: Eukaryota; Metazoa; Cnidaria; Anthozoa; Malacalcyonacea; Plexauridae. The record is from the annotation of a GenBank genome assembly.